AGCUACGACGAACUGGAAGAUGCACAAGAAGCUCUUAGUGGCGAAGGAAAUGGUCUAGGUUUGGGCGAUGGUGUUAUCUAUCGGGGAUGGAUGAAUGAACUACGGGGAAGAUAUUCUCCCGCUACCUACCACGUUAAUCAUGCGCAGUCGGUUCUAGUUCGACUAGAGGGGUCAACAUUGCGAAUUUCGAGGCCAGCUAAAGCAGUGUUGAAACACGCGUUCCAUGAAGAUCCAACACUCACUCAGCCGCAGCCAACUAUGGUUUCACAAACAAUAUACAGCCUUGUCGAUGCUCAUGUAUCAUUACGGCCAAAACGGCUAGCGAAGAGACGGUGGUGGAGUCGCAAGUACCCAAUCCACAUUCGUUUCGCGCGUACGCCAGGGAAUAUUGUUAACGUGUCGAAACCUCUCUCACGGUUGCAUUCCAGUUCCGUAUCCAUGCACCCAGUUGGAACUGCUCCCGAGUGUUUACCGUCCCUAGAGGUUGAAGGACUGUCAUCCUUUGAUGACGGUUACACAGCUGAAACAGACUCAAAUGACGAAAGCGAGCCAGAUCUUACUCGGAUGAGUCGUGCCAAUUCGCUCAGCGAUGUCGAUGAUUUCAUCAGUGUACCCGUUGGUGCUCCGUCAUCACAUAAACGCAGGUCUCUGUAUCUGUUUGUGCGAGCUGCUCGUGAAAAAGAACGAUGGUUCCAUUUACUUCGAGAAGCUUGUGCUCAAUCCAAAGGGUUUGCGAGACCGAAGACAAGACGAAGGAACAGCGAAGUGCGCUUUGCACUUGACGUGAGCACUGCUUGUCUAUUGACAUCACUUGUUUUUACCACUAAAAUUGUUUACAUUUUUAUUCAUCUGGAAACUUUCAGGCAAAUUUCGCUGAUUCUUGGCUGUGGCGUCCCCCAACCUGAACGGGGUUCCACUGUAUCCGUAGAUCUUGGCACAGUCAAAUGGAAGCCCGGGAUUCCUGAAAAGAGCUCGGAUCUUGUCGAGUCGAUUAAUUCUCUUGGAACUAGAAUAUUUUUCGAUUUUUGUCGUGACGAGUUUUGGGCUAAUCAAGUGAAACAUAAAAUUCAGAGCAAAUUAGCCACGAUACAUUUGCCUUACUUCAUUGAAGAAUUGGAGUUAUCAUCAUUGAGUCUUGGAACGACUGCUCCACAAAUUGUAGGUGUAUACGCCCCAAAACUAAAUGAGUGGGGCAUUUGGGUUGAUUUGGAGAUGAAAUAUGCUGGCGGGAUUCGAUUGGUGCUUCAAACUAGCGUGAACCUUCUUAAGCUUCAAUAUGGAGCUGCAAAGGUUGAAGCGGAGCGAAAAUUGUGCCGUUUGACGGAUGCGAUGGCGAGGACUUUCUCGCACUACUCAGAUGAGGAUCUGCCAGAGAGCCCUGAGAGCAGUCCCGAUGAGGACUUUGGUGCAAAAAAUAAUUUCGAAAGUACAAGCACAAGAGAGAGGACGGGAAAGAAGAUCAUUUCGAUGGUAGAGCGUGCAGCACAGAGCAGCUUUUUCCAGAAAGCUGCGAAGCUUCCAAAAGUUGCUAAGCUGAUAGAAGACGUUUCCUCGACACCUCUUAUUCUAAACGUUGAAGUGGAAAUUCUUGAAGGGCCUAUAACUGUUAACAUACCACCACCACCAUCUGAUCGAUUAUGGUAUGGAUUUCGGCGUCCGCCGUUGGCUUCCAUACGAGCUGUUCCUCAAGUUGGCGAUCGGUCUGUUGAUAUGUCAACAGUUUCCGACUGGAUCGAGUCCAAGCUUCGCUUACUAAUCGAAAAGAAUCUGGUUUGCCCAAAUAUGGACGAUAUCGUACUACCUAUCAUGUCUGGAAAUGACCUUUUACAGAAAGGCGCCUACAACCAGUGA
This is a messenger RNA of Angiostrongylus costaricensis, 1851 nucleotides long. The record is from the annotation of a GenBank genome assembly. Lineage: Eukaryota; Metazoa; Nematoda; Chromadorea; Rhabditida; Metastrongylidae.